AUGCAGAGCACUGUCAACUACCUGUGGCACACAAAUGACCUGCUGGGGCAGGGGGCCACCGCCAGUGUGUACAAGGCCCGCAACAAGAAAUCUGGGGAGCUAGUUGCUGUGAAGGUCUUCAACAAUGCCAGCUACCUGCGACCCCGAGAGGUGCAGGUGAGGGAGUUUGAGGUCCUGCGCAAGCUGAACCACCAGAACAUCGUCAAGCUCUUUGCGGUGGAGGAGACGGGCAGCAGCCGGCAGAAGGUGCUGGUGAUGGAGUAUUGCUCUAGUGGGAGCCUGCUGAGUGUGCUGGACAGUCCGGAGAACACCUUUGGGCUGCCGGAGGAUGAGUUCCUGGUGGUGCUGCACUGCGUGGUGGCUGGUAUGAACCACCUGCGGGAGAACGGCAUUGUCCACCGGGACAUUAAGCCUGGGAACAUCAUGCGCCUCAUGGGGGAGGAGGGCCAGAGCAUCUACAAACUGACAGACUUCGGGGCCGCGCGCGAGCUGGAUGACGACGAAAAGUUCGUCUCGGUUUAUGGGACUGAGGAGUAUCUGCAUCCCGACAUGUAUGAGCGAGCAGUCCUUCGCAAGCCCCAGCAGAAGGCGUUUGGGGUGACGGUGGAUCUCUGGAGCAUUGGGGUGACCUUGUACCAUGCAGCCACGGGCAGCCUACCCUUCGUCCCAUUUGGUGGUCCGCGACGCAACAAGGAGAUCAUGUACCGAAUCACCACAGAGAAACCAGCGGGGGCCAUUGCGGGCACUCAGCGGCGGGAAAACGGGCCGCUGGAGUGGAGCUAUGCCCUCCCCAUCACCUGCCGGCUGUCGAUGGGACUACAGAGUCAGCUGGUGCCCAUCCUGGCCAACAUCCUGGAGGUCGAACAAGCCAGGUGCUGGGGCUUCGACCAGUUCUUUGCGGAGACCAGUGACAUCCUACAACGUAACAUCAUCCAUGUCUUCUCGAUGUCCCAGGCAGCCCUGCACCAUGUCUAUAUCCACGCGCACAACACGAUUGCCAUCUUUCUGGAGGCUGUGUAUGAGCAGACCAGCGUGGCACCCCAACACCAGGAGUACCUCUUUGAGGGCCACCUCUGUGUUCUCGAUCCCAGCCUCUCGGCACAGCACAUCGCUCACACCACUGCAAGCAGCCCCCUGACCCUGUUCAGCAUGGCCAGUGAGACCCCCAAGGGGUUGGCCUUCAGGGACCCUGCCCUGGACAUCCCCAAGUUCGUCCCCAAAGUGGACCUGCAGGCAGAUUACAACACCGCCAAGGGUGUGUUGGGUGCCGGCUACCAAUCCCUGCGGCUCUCACAGGCCCUGCUGGGUGGGCAGGAGAUGAUGCUUCGGGGACUGCACUGGGUGGUGGAGGUGCUCCAGACCACGUGUAGGCGGACGCUGGAGAUCACACAGACAGCCCUCUUCUUCCUUAGCAGCAGCCUGGGCACCGAGAGGUUCACCACUGUGGCUGGGGGGCCUGAGACCCAGGAGUUGAGUGGGGCCGCAGAGCUGAGGUCCAGGCUACGAACCCUGGCAGAAGUCCUCUCCAGAUGCUCUCAAAACAUCACAGAGACCCAGAUGAGCCUGAGAAACCUGAGCUCGGAGCUGGCGAAGAACCGGGAUCAGGUACAUGAGGACAGAAGCAUCCAGCAGAUACAGUGCUGUUUGGACAAGAUGUACCUCAUCUACAAACAGUUCAAGAAAUCCAGGAUGCAGCCAGGUGAGCCUCAGGGAGAGCCAAGACUCCAUUGCCUGGUGGGGGUGAAUUUUAGCCAUUUAGCCAAAAGGCUCUUGCAGGUGUUCCAGGAGGAGCGUGUACAGAAGUACCAGGCAGCCCUGGUCACACAUGGCAAGCGCAUGAGGAUGGUGCAUGAGACCAGGAACCACUUGCGCCUGGUUGGCUGCUCUGUGGCGGCCUGUAACACCGAAGCCCAGGGGGCCCAGGAGAGUCUCAGCAAGAUCCUUGACCAGAUGUCUCAUCAGCUUCUCCAGAACAGAACAGGGGAGGCUCAGGCCUCAACACCCACCACAGACCCUUAUCCCAGCCCUGCAUCAAAGGACCUGGUUCUGCACAUGCAAGAGCUUCACCAGGAGAUGAAGCUACUUGCGUUUGACCUCCAGGACAACAACCGAAUCAUCCAACGGUUAAGUAGGGUCCCCGUGGCUCCAGAUGCCUGA
Messenger RNA from Chrysochloris asiatica (Cape golden mole), 2157 nucleotides. It is a transcript of the gene IKBKE, whose product is annotated as inhibitor of kappa light polypeptide gene enhancer in B-cells, kinase epsilon. Gene Ontology annotation, biological process: peptidyl-serine phosphorylation. The record is from RefSeq and is a predicted model, not a curated record. Bases 1 to 2157 code for a protein of 718 amino acids. Gene Ontology annotation, molecular function: protein serine/threonine kinase activity; ATP binding. NCBI's taxonomy places the organism in Eukaryota, Metazoa, Chordata, Mammalia, Afrosoricida, Chrysochloridae. Gene Ontology annotation, cellular component: cytoplasm. The transcript has 20 exons.